AUGAAAGUAAAAGGUGUGUUCAAUGAAAUCGACGAUUUAUGUCAAGCAGUAGGACAAUCUAAACAAAAUAGUGACAUCAGUUCUUCUAGAACGACACCAGUUCCAUCAAGGCCGAAUCGCCAUGGUAAAGGGACCGUGAUCGAUAGCCAAAAGCCGCAAACCAGUGGUUUACGUGCAAAAGACGACGAAGACUCUGUAGAGACAACAACCAUAGUUGAUAAUCAACGCGAAAAGCAUCAUCGACACAGUAAACGAACACCAUCGCCAUUAGUACCAUUUGAGACGGAUGACCACCGAGAUUCUUCGCUGAUUAAUUCCACGAGAUCAACAACAACAUCAAGAAGCUCAUCGAAUUAUGAACAGUUUGAAAGAGCUCUAGUUGAAACAACUGAACAAACACUACGCAACAGUCUUCUUGGUAAUAAUGAUAUUCAUCAAGCAACAUUCUUGCAAGCUGAUACAAUGGAUCGAUUGCAAGGUACUCUUUUACAAACAAUACAGAAGCAUGUUACGAAGAAAAGUGAUGAAUCGACUGAAUUAAAAGGUUUAUUUAUUGAUCUAAAACAAGCGCUAGUCGAUGCAGUCGUACAACAACAAUCUGCACUGGUACGAGAUGUCAUCAAACAAACUGUGGCUGAUGCUCUCAAGCAUCAACAAAAUUCAACACUUGCUCCUUCUCUUCCUUCAACUACUACUACGACGACGAAAGGAAUACGGCAGCGAAAGCCAAUUGUUAUCAUUAACAAUCGAGAGAUUAAAAUUGCUGCUGAUACUAAAAAGACACGUAUAGAUGCUAACUUUCGACAAAAACGUGAAGCCGUUGUGUCCAACAAGCGAUUACGUGAUGUUGUGAAACAAUGGACAACGAUACAAUCCAUAGCUGACCUUGCUGUUGCAAUCAAAAAAUGCGGAACUAAUGAUUUAGAAUGUGCGUGGUUACUUUUCUGUUGGGUAGGUCAAAAUAUUCAAUAUAAACCAUAUUGCAAUAAUAAUUCUGCUGAUACUGUAUUUCGCACAAGACAAGGCGUCUGCCGAGGCUUUGUUAGUCUCUAUCACGAGUGUUGCUCACUCUUAGGAAUUGAAUGCUCUGAAAUAUCAGGCAAUGCAAAACAAACUUUUGUUAAAUCACGUGCAGAACUCCAGCAAUCUCUUCAUGCCUGGAAUAGUAUUGUACUGGAUCAGUACACUUAUCUAAUAGAUCCAACAUGGGGUGCAGGAGGUAGAGAUAAUAAGAAUAAACUCGAAGACUUCUACUUUCUUACAUCGCCUGAAGAAUUUAUCUAUACACAUUAUGUCAAUGGAUAUCAAUUACUCGAACCGGAAAUUACCAAAGAAGAAUUUAUUAGUUUGCCAGUAAUGAAGUCUACUUAUCAUCAACUUGGUUUAACUUUGCUAUCACCAAAGCAAGGUUUAAAUGAGACAAAUCAAAAUAUAUUUAAAAUCGCAAUUCAAGCACCGGCACAUAUUGAUCUAUUUGCUGCAUUGAAAGUUGGAGACGUUGAAUAUCCGCGCAGUUUACAUACAUUAUGCCAACGAGAUCAGAACAAAGCCGAUAUUUACAAUUGCUACAUUGCACCACCACUCGAUGGCCUCUACGAAAUAGCUAUCUUUGCAAAAACAAAUGAGGAAACCACAUAUUUCGAAGCGAUCAAUAUGCGUUUACGUGUAUCAAACAUAGAUGAUGCAUUCAUGUUUCCAAUUACAUACGCAACUUUUACAGAACAUCGCUGUAUUUUAAUUGAGCCUUUUCAACGUCUUGUAUGUGAGAAUGAACAAGUUUUGAUUCAUAUGAUAAUACCAAAUGCUAAUGUGAUCAAAAUUCGCAAUGGUGACGAGUAUAUGGUACCACACAAAGAUGAAUACAAGAAUGGCGUAUUGAAGAAAAAAAUAUUCGUUCAAGGUGAUCUACAAGUUUGCGGCCGCUGGGAUGAUAAGGCCGACUCAAUUUCAAUUAUUUGUAUUUUUAACAUGAUUUGA
Rotaria socialis is the source of this 1977-nucleotide messenger RNA. Lineage: Eukaryota; Metazoa; Rotifera; Eurotatoria; Philodinida; Philodinidae. The record is from the annotation of a GenBank genome assembly.